Messenger RNA from Gasterosteus aculeatus aculeatus (three-spined stickleback), 1918 nucleotides. It is a transcript of the gene luc7l, whose product is annotated as LUC7-like (S. cerevisiae). Gene Ontology annotation, cellular component: U1 snRNP. Lineage: Eukaryota; Metazoa; Chordata; Actinopteri; Perciformes; Gasterosteidae. The record is from RefSeq and is a predicted model, not a curated record. Gene Ontology annotation, molecular function: mRNA binding. Gene Ontology annotation, biological process: mRNA splice site recognition.
GGUGCAGGUUGAGUCAUGUGUGCUUUUGUUUUGGUGACAGCGGGAUGGGACCUGGGAGAGUGCACAAAGAUCCACGACCUCGCACUCCGGGCAGAUUAUGAAAUUGCUUCCAAGAACCGAGAUCUGUUCUUUGAGCUUGACGCGGUGGAUCACCUGGAGUCAUUCAUUGCUGACUGCGACCGGAGGACCGAGUUGGCCAAGAAGCGCUUGGCUGAGACCCAAGAAGAGAUCAGUGCUGAGGUGGCAGCAAAGGCAGAGAAGGUUCAUGAACUGAACGAGGAAAUCGGGAAGCUUCUGGCCAAGGCCGAGCAGCUUGGAGCGGAGGGCAACGUCGACGAGGCCCAGAAGGUCCUGCAGGAGGUGGAGAAGGUCCGCACUAGGAAGAAGGAUGCAGAGGAGGAGUACAGAAACUCCAUGCCGGCUUCCAGCUUCCAGCAGCAGAAGCUGCGGGUGUGCGAGGUGUGCUCCGCCUACCUCGGCCUCCAUGACAACGACCGCCGCUUGGCUGACCAUUUCGGUGGGAAGCUUCAUCUGGGCUUCAUCCAGAUCAGAGAGAAACUGGACCAACUCAAGAAAACUGUGGUCGACAAGCAAGAGAUAAGGAACCAGGAGCGCUUGAAGAGACGAGAAGAGCGGGAGAAAGAGGAAAAGAUGAAGAAGGAGACCAGAUCCCGGAGCAGAGAGCAUAAAAGAUCCCGCUCCCGUGACCGCAGGAGGAAGCGCUCGCCGUCGCGAGAGAAGCGGCGCUCGCCGUCGCGAGAGAAGCGGCGCUCGCCCUCCCGCUCCAGGGAGAGGGAGAGAGAAAGGGAGAGGAAGAGGAGGCACCGCAGCCGGUCCAGCUCUCGCACUAGAGGACACCGUCACAGCCAGGAGCAGAGCUCCAGACACAAGUCGUCCCGGGACCGAGAGCGCUCCUCCAGAGACCGGUCACGGGAGCGGGACAGGAGGGACGGUAUGAACGGCAGGUCAGAGUCCCGCCGGGCGGACGACAGGGACAUGGGGGACCUCUGAGGACGGAACUCCAUCCAUCACGACACACCGACGUCCUGCGGUCUCUCUCCCCCGUCUGUGCAUUUCUAAUAACCCGAUGACCCAUCUGUCCCCCGCCUGCCUAAUUUUCCCUUUUUCUAAGUUUAUGCAGCUGACCUAGUUUACACGGUGUUGGAUUGGGGGGGGCGCAUGGUGCCUGUCUGCAUCAAACACCAGUAUCAACGUUUCCAACUGAUGAAGCAAACAUUAACUGACAGUCUGCAAAGCAAAACGUGUGUAACUCCUCCAUAUUUUAUUUUUAACUGGUCUUUUGAUACUGAAUCUGUCUGAAUAUUGUAUCUAUGUUUUGGGCCGACUGAUUGUUGUAGUUAUAAAGAGCCUCGUCCUGUCAAUAAGUCUUUUUUUUUUUAGUCUCCGUAAAGAUUUCUUUUCACCAGCUCCUGGUGAAGUUCCCUAAAACCUCUCCACAUUUAGGGGUUUGUAUUAAGUUUGCUAAAGCCCACUUAGUUUUAGGAAUCCACUUGAAAACCAAAAGGUUAAAGUUGCGACGAAUAUUAAUGUUACCAACCUUGUUUUCAACCUUUGUUGUGCUGCCAUUAGUGAAGGGAAUCUAUUUGAGUUUAACCAGUGUCAGUAAAUACUUGUUUUGACUUGAGGGAAAGGCUCUUGUUUUAUAUCUUGAUUUCUCAUAUUUAAGAUCAAUUGUGACUUCAAAGUUCGUCGGCAUGUGAAGCAGUAGGUUGGUAAAUGAUUCAUGCUGUAACUGUACAUACCUUUUAAUUAGUCUUUAUGUUCCACCGAAUAGAUUAUAAUUGGACAGAUUUUAAUGGAUGCAUCGCUUUACCUAAUGUGUGGAGUCAAAUCUGUUUAUGUUCUGCUGGAAAUCUUUCUUUUAAAGUCUCAAUAAAAUUGAAAAAAAAAAUCCACA